CGCUUCUCUCUACGCAAAAAGGUUGAAAACUCAGCAAGUUCAGCUGACGAAGACAACUAUAAAUCGACAUAGCAGGAGCACUUGCAACUUCAAAAAGAAAAACAGAUGCAAAGUAGAGUCUACGUACUGUCAACAACUUGUUAGACACAAAAGAAAAUGCCUCUCUCCGCCACCUUCACUUGGACGGAGGACCUUGAUACGGUCACUUUCGUCGUCCGAGUCCCUGCCGUCAAAGCCAAUAAGGCGACCGUAGUGCUUUCGCCGAACUAUGUUAAAGUUAGCCAUGAGAAGCAUUUUUUCGAACAGGAUCUCGUGGAAGAGAUCGAUAUGGAUGCCAGUCAUGCCCGCAUCAGUUCCGACAAAGUCACGCUACUGUUGAAGAAGAAGGUUGCGAACAGAUGGGGAGAUUUUAGAUGGCAAGGAAAAACGAGAGUGGGAGAUCGGGUAGUUCAAUUAGAAUUUGAAUUUGUUUCGUGUUCAAUAAUUGUUUCGGUAGUGCAAAUAAGAUUCUUGACUAUCUAAGGAUCAAAAGCUUACUUCGGUAGUGCAAAGUUUGAUAUUGAUUUGAUUAUUUUACCUUCAAAUUACUCGUCUUGGAAAACCCCAUAUCCACACAGGAGGCCCUGAUCCAGCGCCGUAAAGACUCUCUCGCCGCUUGGGAAGAGAGGGAAAACCGACUGUCUGCGGAGCGCAAGGAUGCACGGUUUAAACUGAACAAGAAAGCCGAAGAAGAGCAGUGGCGUCUCGACCGAGAAGGACGGGAAAAGAUAGAAAAAUGGCAACAAGAGGAGAAACAGAUCGCAGAAGACGAGACUUUUCAAGUGCUGGAUUCUUUGGACGGUACUAUGUCCUUCUUAUCCAAGGCAUCCAGAGCUUUCACGGCUGCGUGAAAAGCUGGCAUAGCCUGGCUGAGGUCGUGGCUUGCUUCUGCUUGGAUUCUGGCAGCUUCGUCCUUUAGAAGAGCGGAAAACCAAGAAUGAGUAGUAGACAAACCAAGAAAUGCCAGCACUUCUAUGUAUUCCUCGUCGAGUAUUUUUAGGUAGAAGACGAGACUUUUCAAGUGCUGGAUUCUUUGGCUCUUCAAGAUCAUUUUUCACUUUUCAAUCUCCAGAUGCCUCCAGCACUGGCCGCAAGCGUUCACUUCUGGAUGACGAUCGCUCCACGGUGGAUGACGCGGGAGGAAGCACAAGUAGCAUUUUUGGCGAACAAGAUGAGGAAAAAGCUAGCGCUUCUGCGUCUUCUUCCAGUAAGAAGGCCAAGACGGCGUCAAAGGAAGAGCGACUCUUGCCAGGUGGAGAUGAUGAUGAGGAUGAAGAUGUUGAUGACGUGUCAGAAGAAGCAGACACACCCGACCAACCAGAUACUUCUAAAACAUCAAAAACCAAGAAGCCCCAAGACGACCCCGACAGUGAAGACGAGUAUCAACUUGAAGUGCUCCCACCAGUCCGACAACUUCCUAACGUCCGUAAAACCGAGAAGAUGAUUCUUCCAAUGACACGGCAUGCCAAGCCAGGAGUGCCUGCGCGAGAUCGGCCGGGACGUGCACCGCCACACCCGAGGGAACUUGCAGGUGCUGCAGUAGCGAAGCAACAACAUAGAUUGGAAGGGGAAACGGAGGAGGAUGAAACGGAUCCGGUGUGGCUGAAGGAUAAAGCAGAUCGAUGCAUGGCGGCAGGGGAUUAUAUUAUGAGGAAAGUUGAAGUUCUUGUUCUCCAAACUAUGUACUUGGUUACCGCGAGAGCAAUCUACCUACCGAGUCUAGUGAAACGACCGGUCAGUUUUUCCUCCGGAUUAUCAGCCCUUAGCCUUCCCUUCAUGGACAUCUAGUUUGUUUCAUUCCGAUGCUCCUCAAGGGCAAAGAUCAGUCUAUGAAAGACAACCUGGACAUAUUCAUUUACAUACUCAUUCCGACAGCACUCGUCUACAUUUGAAAAGUGUCUUUCUGCUUAUCUAAUCGGAACGGCGCUCUCCAAGCUUACACUUCGGCCUUAACCGAGUACAGCAACGCUCGCGCAUUCGGCAAUCGUGCUCUGUGCGCGAUGUACCUUGGCCGCUUGACCCAGUGCAUUGAGGAUUGCAACCACAGUCUCAAGAUCCUCAACAUGAAAAACAAGGUGCCGGAGGGGCAUUGUCCACCGCCAAAGGACCCUGAGGACGAACGUUUACGAGCGCGUGUCUUCGUCCGGAGAGGAGUCGCAUUCUUGUGGCUAGGAGACUACGGAAAGGCGAAUGAAUCUUUUCAAGCAGCAUUGGAGGAGUGUGAAGAUGGGGCAUUGACGUCGGAGGAGAGGGAGAUUGUGAAAGGAGAUUUGGAGAGGGUACUCCUUCUACGAGGAUCUGUACUUUGCAUUUCUUCUUUGAAUCAAGGGGGGGGGAUUUAUCUUGUUCAACAUUUAAAUUCGAUGAAUCCCUCAACAACAUCACACGCAGAUAAAACUCGCCGCCACUGCUUACUCGCAAAAAGCUGAGGUCGACGCUCUGGUCCGCCGCAUUCCUGGUUCAAGUCCCAAAGAUAUCAUCGACAACAAAGUCAUCGAGGCUUACGAUUCAGCUAUGGAGGUUGAGGGCAACGAAAACGCGGUCCUCUGUGCCAAUAGGUGUUUGUCGAAGUUGCAAGCGGGUCAAGUAGACGACUGCCUCCAAGACGCGGAUGAGACAGCGAGACUUUUAGCACUGUGGCCUGUACCAAGAGGCGCACCGAAAUUGCCAGAGAAACCACAGAGAUUAGAUCCGCCUACGUUGGAGGAUCACACGUUUCGGAAUCCUGUAGGUAAUAAUAUGGCUCUUAUAUAUAAUGCAGAGGUUGUACAACUCUUUAGAUUCGAGUAGUCUAAACAGGUGUUGAAUAAAACAAACUACAUUUUUGAAUCCCUAUCUUAAAAUCUUCCUUGCUUCAACGUCGACCACAUCAAAAAUCAACCCCCACAAACUGCAGGCAAAAAAGCCAAAGGCGAGGACGAGCGUGACUGGUUAAUGAAGCAUUCUGGUGGUAUUGCAGAAGGCGGCAAGCUUCCUGACAUUCCCGACGAUUUCGAGUGGGUUCGAGAUGCCUCUGAAAAGAACGAUGAAGCUUGGAUCGCCGUGAGGAAGAAGCUCAAGAGAGAGCAAAUAGAAUCCAUUCGUGCGAAAAUUAACAGGCUACAGGAGGCCUUGUAUUCUAGGAAGCUAGACCAGAUCGAUGCUGCGAUGGAAAUAGCGAAGAAGGAGAACUUCCAAAAAGAAGGACCCUCAAACGAAGCCUUGCAUCAAGCGGCGGUCUAUAGGAAUCAAUUAGCAGCGUUUUUGGAUGAACAAAAACAAAAAGCCGAUGCAGAGAGGGAUACGAGGAUCGAAGAGGAGAAAACGGUAAUAAAUUCUACAUUGAUCUUUGUGCUGUUCACUAUCAAAACGAAACGACUGACGAUACAGAUACUUUGCUUUUAUCAAAUUCUUACUCUUUCAAUUGAAAACACCAACAUCCAAAACUUACAUGUGGUCCUUCCUAUAUGAAUCACUCUCCUACCUCCAAACAGAGCGCUUCCUUCUUCGAGCGCUCUCUUUGCGCUACGCAACUUCCCGGUUGUUUCCGACGCGACCACCCAGUGGAGAGGACGAGACGUAGAAUCUUCGUCAAAACGAAACUGAGACAGGCACGGGCUUUCGAACUCCAAAGCAGAUGGGAAGAUGUCGCGGCUUGUCUAGACACGGUUUUGCAAGCGGAGAGACGAAACCCAGAUGCCUUAAGGAUGCACGCAGUAAACGCGGAGAGGUUAGCGGCAAUGGAGGCAAAGAACGUUCCUCCUUCAAGUGGUGCUGGUGGUCAAGACGGCUCGACAGGGAAAGCAGGACUAGCUGCAUCAUCUUCUAGUACAAAUACUGGCGAUCCUUCUAGUGGUGCUGACGUUGAUGUGGAACGACUAGUUGCGGAGAAGAUUUUAGGCAGUGGUGGUGCGGAAAAAAGUACAUCAAGUAGUUCUUCUUCGACGUCUACGACUUCCAAAGACGGAGGAGCGCAACCCGUCCAAAAAACCGAUGUCCUAGACGAUUCUGACUCUGAAGAUGAAGACGGGACUUCGUCAAAAGGCUUUUUGAACGGUGCUAGUGUCAAAGCUUUAGUGGCUACCGGAGCUAAGUAUCUCGAAAAGAGCGAAACUGAAUCCGCUUUGCAGAUUUUCCUCUAUGCGUUGUCGAAGGGUGAAGAUUUUCAGGACGCUCAACAGGAUACGCGAGAAGAGGAAUUGCGAUUGCGGUUGAACGUCUGUCUCUGUCAGCAGAAACUAAAGCGGGUCAAAGACGUUCUGGACACUUGUAGUGGGAUCUUGAGCAAAGUAGGUGUUUCCGGCUUUCCGCGUCUCGAAGCGGCUUGUCGCACACGUCGAGCUUGGGCUCUGAACCAAUUGUCGAGGACGAAGGAGGCGGUUGAGGAGAGUAAGAAAGCACAAGAGCUGUUGAGAGCGGCGGCGGCGUCGUAAUUUAGUAUCUAUAAUUCAAUGAAGUUGCUCCAUGCGAAUCAUGAACAACUGAAUACUUCUUUUGUUUGAGGAAUUUACGGUACUUCUCUUUUCAGUCAGAUUUUGUAAAAGUUGUUGAGCCGUGUGAAAAAGAUAUCUCGUGCUGUGGUCGUAUCAUUCUUCUGUAGACAUUGGGUCGCGCGAUAGUGCGUGAGAUGUCCUCGAAAGACUCAGAUAGAAGUGUCACUUGGCGCUUGGGGUUUUCUGAAUCAGAAUUUCUGGAGUGGAUGUUUUGGUACCUGCAUACGCAGGAGAUGAUGUGCGCU
Messenger RNA from Amoebophrya sp. A25, 4756 nucleotides. Lineage: Eukaryota; Dinophyceae; Syndiniales; Amoebophryaceae. The record is from the annotation of a GenBank genome assembly.